AUGUAUCGUGUGGUCCUUGCCACCACUUUGCUGGCAGUGUGCGAAGCAAUACGUGAUCAGUCAAUUGCGGUUAAAGGACGACUCUUGUGUGGAACUGCACCGGCAUCGAACGUGAGGGUGAAACUGUGGGAUACUGACACUGGACGACCAGACGACCUCCUCAGCCAAGGUUACACAGAUGCCAAGGGUGAAUUCAUGCUAUCAGGAGGAACAUCAGAAACAACACAGAUUGAUCCCGUUUUGAAAAUCUACCACGACUGCAAUGAUGUCACGCAGGUCGGGGGAGUACCGAAGCCUGGAAGCCGCAAGGUCUCAUUCAUUCUUCCCAGUAAAUACAUAACGAACGCAAAGAUGCCAAAAACGACUAUGGACAUUGGAACUAUAAAUCUGGAGCUGGUAUUCCAAGAAGAAGGAAGGGAAUAUAUUGUUAGCUAA
Messenger RNA from Necator americanus (New World hookworm), 435 nucleotides. RefSeq lists its product as uncharacterized. Bases 1 to 435 code for a protein of 144 amino acids. Gene Ontology annotation, cellular component: cell surface. NCBI's taxonomy places the organism in Eukaryota, Metazoa, Nematoda, Chromadorea, Rhabditida, Ancylostomatidae. The record is from RefSeq and is a predicted model, not a curated record. The transcript is spliced from 3 exons.